This is a messenger RNA of Hirsutella rhossiliensis, 2073 nucleotides long. RefSeq names its product prolyl oligopeptidase family domain-containing protein. The coding region runs from base 1 to 2073 and encodes 690 amino acids. Gene Ontology annotation, biological process: proteolysis. Gene Ontology annotation, molecular function: serine-type endopeptidase activity. The record is from RefSeq and is a predicted model, not a curated record. Lineage: Eukaryota; Fungi; Ascomycota; Sordariomycetes; Hypocreales; Ophiocordycipitaceae. The transcript is spliced from 6 exons.
AUGACCAUCAAGGCCGCCCACUUCACCCCCGAGGUGCUCCUCUCGGCCCCGCGCCGAUCCGCCGGAGUCCCCAAUUCCACCGGCGAGCUGGUGCUCUACACUGUGUCGUCAUACUCGUUCGAGACGCACUCCAGAUCGUCCUCUAUCCGCGUCUUGAAUAUCGACCACGGCUCGUCUCAUGUCAUCUCCGAGGAUCCGGCAGCCAGCGACCCCGUCUGGAUAUCCGAGAAAGACGUCUUGUACUUCAAGGUCGGCGACAAGGAAUGCACCACUCUCUGGUCCCAGCAUGUCGCCGACGCUUCCGAACCUCGCCUGGUCCACUGCGUCACGGGCAACCUUGCUAGCCCCAAGGUCAAGCAAUUGUCAGACGGCAAGGUUGCCUUGUGUUGCGGCGCCCUGACGACGCCCAAGGGAGAAAUGUACUGGCCGCCGGCAGAGUCCAAGACUCUCUCGACUGCCAAGAUCUACUCGUCGCUCUUUGUCCGCCAUUGGGACGCGUGGGAGACAGACAACAAGAGCUCGCUUUGGUACGGUCAGCUCGCCAAGGUGGACGGCAAGUGGACGCUCGAAGGCCCCGGUCUCACGAAUCUGCUCGCCGGCACCCCCUUGGUCUCCCCCGUGCCCCCCUUCGGCGGCACCGGCGACUUUGACAUUGCCAGCGACGCCAUCUGUUUCGUCGCCAAGGACCCGGAGCUGGAUCCCGCCACCCACACCAAAACGGACCUCUACUAUGUCCCCAUCAAUUCCUUCACCCGCGUGCCUGCGGCCCCCCCGUCCAUGGUCAAGACGGGCAAGCUCCGCGGAUACUCAGUCGCCCCAGCUUUCUCCAGGGAUGGAAAGCAGAUCGCCUUCGCCAGGAUGAAGAACGACCGGUAUGAGUCCGACAAGGCGAGACUCCUCCUCAUCCCCGACGUCAAAGACCUGACCAACGUCCAAGAGUUCUACGAAUCCCAAGACGGCAACGGCGGUUGGGAUCGCAACCCGGAGUCCAUCACCUGGAGCCACGACGCCAAGGAGCUGUUUGUCGCGGCGGAAAUGCAUGGCCGCGCCAAGCUCUGGAAGCUGCCCUCGACUCCCCUUGAAGCCAAGCACCCGCCCGAGGCAAUCCACGAAGAUGGCUCCGUCACAUUUGCCAACCUCCUCGGGGAUGGCCCUUCGCUCCUCAUCACCACCAGGUCUCUGGUCGAGAGCUCAAACUACUCCAUCCUCGACCCCUCCGCCAAAAAAGUAAUCGAGGUUUCGUCCAUCUCCAAGCACGGCAAGUCGUACGGUCUAUGUAAGUCGCAGCGCGACGAAAUCUGGUAUCCAGGCUCGGCCGGCUACGACAAUCAUGCGCUCGUCGUCAAGCCGUCAAGUUUUGAUGCUUCGAAAAAGUAUCCCCUCGCCUUCCUGAUUCACGGCGGUCCUCAAUCGGCCUGGACAGACGACUGGAGUACCCGCUGGAAUCCCGCGAUCUUUGCUGAACAAGGCUAUGUAGUCGUAUGCCCCAACCCGACGGGCAGCACAGGCUAUGGCCAGCAGCAUGUCGAUGCCAUCACGUGCAACUGGGGCGGCAGCCCAUAUGAGGACCUCGUCAAGUGCUUUGAGUACCUGGAAAAGGAGGUUGACUACAUUGACACGUCGCGUGCCGUUGCCUUGGGAGCCUCGUACGGCGGCUAUAUGAUCAACUGGAUUCAGGGCCAUGAGUUGGGGCGAAAGUUCAAGGCCCUGGUCUGCCACGACGGGGUCUUUUCGACGCAAAAUCAGUGGUCGACUGAAGAGCUAUUCUUCCCGAUGCAUGAUUUCGGCGGUACGCUCUGGGAGAACCGGGAUAACUACGCCAAAUGGGAUCCAUCGCUACACCUUCACAACUGGGAAACGCCACAGCUGUUGAUCCACAACGAACUGGACUACCGUCUGCCCAUCUCUGAAGGCUUGGCCAUGUUCAAUGUUUUGCAGGUGCGAAAUGUGCCUAGCAAGCUCGUGGUCUUUCCGGAUGAGAACCAUUGGGUUACCAAACCCGAAAACUCGUUGGUAUGGCAUAGGGAGGUUCUCAACUGGAUCAACAAGUACAGCGGCGUUGCCGAUGAGUGA